This is a messenger RNA of Fusarium fujikuroi IMI 58289, 1641 nucleotides long. RefSeq lists its product as uncharacterized. The transcript has 2 exons. Lineage: Eukaryota; Fungi; Ascomycota; Sordariomycetes; Hypocreales; Nectriaceae. The record is from RefSeq and is a predicted model, not a curated record. The coding region runs from base 1 to 1641 and encodes 546 amino acids.
AUGGAGUUUAGAGAACGAUCAUUCUCACGGGGGACUGACGAGAGGCUACCCAAACCUACAACGCGCAUGAACGACGAGACUUGGGAAAGGUUCAAGCCUUUUCUAUGCAAUCUUUACAAGAAAUACACACUGAGUGUCGUCAUGAAUGUCAUGGAGAAGAAGUACGGUAUUGUUCAAAGCAAGCGGCAGUAUGGCUAUCGUUUCGAGAAAUGGGGUAUAAAAAAGUACAACGCAAAUGAGAAGAAGACUUCUCAUAAUUCUCUAUCACCUGGUGGCAUUAACGACUCGAUGGACUAUGGUGAUAUUGGGGCCGAGUUCGACCGAGGAGCUCACUCCUUCAACCAAUACCCCAUGCCUGACCGUUGCGGCCCAGACACGCUAAUGGCCGCCGUCGGAUCAGAAAUCAUCGAGUGUGACGAGUCGCUGGACAGUCACAGGGCCGCAAAGGUUGUCGUUCCAUAUCCGUGGGCGACUGGGUCAUCCGAGGAAGCAAACAAACUGGCUGCUGACUUUUGUGCCGCCAUGCUCGAUGACACAAACGCAUUUGCCUUGUACGCGAGUCUCUACGAGGUCUUAUCGAAUAGCCAGUCUGUUCCUGAGACUCGUGAGUUUCUUGCCAUUUGUUGUGCCCGUGUCGCUGGUAAACCAGACAAUGCUCGUAGCGCCAGGGCGAUUCUUGCAAGGGAAUGGACCGGGACACCAACGACUCGGGUUUCAGACUCUCCAUUUGUCCUAUCGAUGCUCAAAGCGUACGUGGGAAGUCACCAAGAAGAUUCGGACAAAUCGGCAUUUGUCAAACAAAUCAGUCGUAAUGUCGAGCAACUGGUUGGCAGCGACGGAUCACUUGGAGAGGUUUCACACAAGUACUCGUCUAUCGAUCUCGUAGCCUACUUCUUCCUCGAUUAUGCCCUCGAGAUAUAUGAUGAUUGUUUUGACGAUUCCAACCCUCCGAACUUUAUGACUGAGCAUCUCCUGAACGAAUUCAUCACGACACAACCUUUUAUGAACGCUCUACGCAACGACUGUCCAUCCCCCCUGAGUCUCUGUCUUAGGUGGUGCAAGGAACAGCUCCGACUCAACCAUGCCGUGGCUCUACAAGAUGCCCCAGUACAGCCAAGUACUGAUAUGCGUUGUUGGUGGUACAAUAUCCGUGUCUUUUGCACUCUCUGGGGAGUAAUGACGCAUUUGGUACGGGCGAAUUGUGCCCCUGCGUGGUAUACUCAGUGCGAGUCAGCCUUUGGGAUCCCUCCAUCAGAACUUCUCAUUACACUGUCGUGGAUGAUUCGUGCUGAGGCAACUGCAACUGAGACUGAUCGCAUCAUCUCUGAUACCGAAUUACUCACUCAGGCUGCUGAUGGCGCAGACAAGCUACUCCAAGUCGACGAGUCGCAAUUGUGGAUAGACUUUCUCAAGAGGUUUACUUGGAUGAACGAACUGGCCAACCCGGGUGAUGCCGAGAGGUCUUUCGAAGCUGCUGUCCAGGACGAGCUGCGCAAAUAUGUUUCCAAGAUGCUGAGAGUUGAGCUGCCACAUCCGGCAGGGACCCAAUCUACCAGUGUUGGCGGCGGUGUGGACUUUUACAGCUUUCCCCAGCAUGGAUUUCCUGACUUUGACAUUAACUCUCAAAUGGAUUACUAUUGA